Aspergillus homomorphus CBS 101889 is the source of this 2307-nucleotide messenger RNA. Its product is annotated as glutamate--tRNA ligase GUS1. The coding region runs from base 72 to 2213 and encodes 713 amino acids. Gene Ontology annotation, biological process: translation; glutamyl-tRNA aminoacylation. NCBI's taxonomy places the organism in Eukaryota, Fungi, Ascomycota, Eurotiomycetes, Eurotiales, Aspergillaceae. Gene Ontology annotation, cellular component: cytoplasm; methionyl glutamyl tRNA synthetase complex; cytosol. Gene Ontology annotation, molecular function: glutamate-tRNA ligase activity; ATP binding. The record is from RefSeq and is a predicted model, not a curated record. The transcript has 2 exons.
UUCCCUUUUCCUUUGCCUUCCAUCUCACGAGGAGUUAACAAUCCCUAUCGAGAGACAGAGAGAGAAAAGAGAUGUCGCAAUUCCAGCUGACUCUGGCCACCCGGGCCAACCAGGCUGCUCUGCUGCCUGUUCUUUUGGUCGCCACUUCUCUCAACCAGGAGCAGGAGCUGAUCGCGAUCAACUACGAGGAAACUGCUCUUCUGAGCCGUGGGGACCAGGCAAUUGUCGAACUCACCGGUGCCAACGGUUCGCCCGUCUAUGGCUCGGAGAAUGCAAUCAAGGAGCUGCGUGCUGCUUUCCCGUUCCUGAACGCCAAGGAUGAGAAGCUGGAGGUCGAAUGGCUCUCUCAGCUCGAAUCGUUCACCGCUCUCGACUUCAAGACCAUCGAGCCCCAGCUUCAGCGCCUGAACAACCACCUUCUCCUCCGGUCUUUCAUCGCUGGCUACUCCCUCUCGACUCCCGACCUUGCCAUCUGGGGUGCUCUUCGGGGAAAUAGGGUUGCCAUCCCCGCGGUGCGCAAGGGUGCUCUGAUCAGCUUGACCCGUUGGUUCAACUUCAUCAAUGAGCUCUGCCCCUGGGCCGCCACUGCUCUUGAGACCCUCAACGCCGUCGCCAAGGAGAAGAAGACCGCGAAGGCUAAGGAGGGCGCCAGCUACGACAUCAACCUUCUCAACACCGACAAGGGGGUGGUGACUCGUUUCCCCCCUGAGCCUUCUGGCUACCUUCACAUCGGACACGCCAAGGCUGCCCUUUUGAACGACUACUUCGCCCACGAGAAGUAUAACGGAACUUUACUGGUUCGUUUCGAUGACACCAACCCCUCGAACGAGAAGCAGGAAUUCCAGGAUGCUAUCAUCGAGGAUCUUGCCCUCAUGGGAAUCAAGCCGGAUCGAAUGAGCUACACCAGUGAUUACUUUGACCAGCUCUAUGACUACGCUAUUCGCAUCAUCAAGGAGGGAAACGCAUACGCCGACGAUACAGACAAGGAGACCAUGGCCGAACAGAGAAUGGUCGGCGAGCCAAGCAAGCGCCGCGAUGCCUCUGUCGAGGAGAGUCUUGCUCGCUUCGAGGAGAUGAAACAGGGAACUCCGGAGGGACUGCGGUGGUGCAUUCGUGCAAAGAUCUCUUAUGACGCUCCCAACAAGACACUUCGCGACCCCGUUAUCUACAGAUGCAACGUUGCGGAGCACCACCGUACUGGUGCCAAGUGGAAGAUUUACCCAACCUACGAUUUCGCUUGUCCACUCGUGGAUAGUUGGGAGGGAGUCACUCACGCCCUGAGAACCAUUGAAUACCGUGACCGGAACGCUCAGUACCAGUGGUUCUUGGACACUCUCAAGCUCCGCGAUGUCCAAGUCUGGGACUUUGCCCGCAUGAACUUCGUGCGGACUCUCCUGUCCAAGAGAAAGCUCACCAAGCUGGUCGACUCUGGAGUUGUCUGGGGCUGGGACGACCCCAGAUUCCCUACUAUCCGGGGUAUCCGACGCCGUGGUAUGACGAUUCCGGCCUUGAGAGAGUUCAUCUUGAAGCAGGGCCCCAGCAAGAACAUCGUCAACCUCGACUGGACCCUCUUCUGGGCCACCAACAAGAAGUACAUCGACCCUGUUGCCCCCCGCCACACCGCUCUCCUCAAGAACCAGCUGGUCAAGGCCGUGCUGAAGGGCGCCCCGGCCGCCUACACCGAGGAGAAGCCCAAGCACGCCAAGAACCCGGCCGUCGGCACGAAGAAGGUGACUUUCAGCGGCUCCAUCCUGUUCGACCAGGAGGAUGCCAAGACCUUCAAGCAGGACGAGGAGAUCACCCUGAUGGCGUGGGGUAACGCCAUCGUCCGCAAGAUCGAGACCGACGCCGCCACCGGCGCCGUCACGGCCCUCGAGCUCGACCUCCACCUCGAGGGCGACUUCAAGAAGACCGAGAAGAAGGUGACCUGGCUCUCGGCCGACCAGGACCUCGUCCCCGUCGAGCUGGUCGACUUCGACUUCCUGCUCAACAAGGACUCCAUGACCGAGGAGGACACCCUCGAGGCCGUCCUGAACCCCAAGACCGAGUUCCGCGACGAGGCCGUCGCCGACGCCAACGUCGCCGACCUCAAGGAGGGCGACAUCAUCCAGUUCGAGCGCAAGGGCUACUACCGUCUCGACCGCCCCUACGCCCCCGGUCAGCCCGCCGUCCUGUUCAACAUCCCCACCGGUAAGGCCGAGAGAAAGGCCUAGAUCCGGCAUUUUCUGCUCGUAGAUCAUGAAGAUACGAAAGAGUUGAUUCGUUUCGCAUAUAUUAUGCCUAUAUGAAAAGCAAGGGACUGUCUCG